Messenger RNA from Plasmodium vinckei vinckei, 795 nucleotides. RefSeq names its product fam-a protein. The record is from RefSeq and is a predicted model, not a curated record. Bases 1 to 795 code for a protein of 264 amino acids. Lineage: Eukaryota; Apicomplexa; Aconoidasida; Haemosporida; Plasmodiidae. The transcript is spliced from 6 exons.
AUGAAUAAAUUUUAUAUUCAAAUCGCUUUAUUUAUUUUAAGCAUUUUCGCAUAUGCAAAUAAUGAAACCCUUGCAGCUGAGCCUGAUCCAGGAAAUGCUACAACAUCUAAUCCAAAUAAUUGUUACUCUACUCCAGAAGAAAUAUAUGAAGAAAACAAGCACCUAUUAUGUACCGAUCUCAAUGAAACUAUAAAUGCAGGAAAAUUUAUGAAUGAAGCUGUAUUAAAUUUAAUAUAUCAUGUUAUAUAUGAAACUGGCUAUAAAACAUUUAAAACAAAAUAUGAUAAUGUUAUGUCUGGAUAUAAAAAAAAACAUGGUCGUACAAAUAUUAUAAAAGUUUAUCAAUCAUAUGACGAUCCGAAUAUGUAUGAUCAACUAAUAAACAGCAUAUGGGACCCCAAUAUUCCCAAUAUUUUCAAUACUGGCACUGUUAAAAUUGUCCGUGUAUACAAUCCAAAUUUAGUAAUGGUACAACAACGUUACAAACAAGAUUCUAAAGACCGUCAGAAAUAUUUUUAUGCUUUAGCCAAAAAAGUUCAAAUAGCAGACGACGCAACCGUAAUUGCCAUGGCUUCAGCAAACAUAAAUGAUUUCAACCCUCGCAAUGAAGAAUAUAAAAACGCAAUCAUAGAAAACGCAAAAUUAUUCAAAACUAACGUUAGUCCUGAAGAUGAUAUUAUAAAUGGAAAAUUAAAAAAAGUGUUUGUUAACAUAACCGGAUACUUCAUUCAAAAAUUCAGAAGACGUGUUGAUUUAGCUUAUAUCGAAUCUAUUAAUGGACAUAGUUCCUUUUAA